Messenger RNA from Pristis pectinata (smalltooth sawfish), 2655 nucleotides. RefSeq names its product heme-binding protein soul4 (gene soul4). Lineage: Eukaryota; Metazoa; Chordata; Chondrichthyes; Rhinopristiformes; Pristidae. The transcript is spliced from 7 exons. Bases 132 to 884 code for a protein of 250 amino acids. The record is from RefSeq and is a predicted model, not a curated record.
UUUUGGAAUCGCAGCUCAUGAGUCAAAUCAGCGUCCAAGGCAGUAAAUCUCUGAUAACCAGGAAAGUGGGCCAAGGAAUGGCAGAUGGAAUUUAACUCAGACAAGUGUGAGGUAAUGCAUUUUGGAGAACUAUGUCCCGCAUCACACUGGAGGAACUAAUUGCACUGGAAGAUGUGCCACUGGAUGAUGUUGCCGAGGCCACCCCUGAGCCCGUGGAAGAAGACCAUGAACAACAAGAGCAACGUUUUGCUCAUUGGCAAAGAGUUGCCAAUGCACAUCAGGUGGACCUUCCUCGGAAUAUGAUCGGACCGAUUCAGCAGUUAUCAAGAAACAAUCAGGCACAGGAGGUUGUGCCCCACCAACCCAUCAGAUGCCAUGAGAAGUGUAAUGAAGUCAUAUAUGAGGAACGCUUGUACCUGGCAGGGAAAUGGGCUCAUGUAAUCACGGGUGAAAAACUCUACGAACAAAGCAUUUCUAUGGCAUUUAUGAAACUGAUGCGUUACAUUUGUAGCGAAAAUUCAGCAGGUCACUUUCUUGGUAUGACUAUUCCCAUCAUUAAUGAAAUACAAAUGACAGAAGAAAGGAAUGGUCUUGUCCAAGACAUCAUCACUGGGUACUAUCUGCCAGCACACUUUCAAGACCAGCCACCCCAGCCAGCAGAUCCAGACAUUAUAAUUGUAGAACGUCAGGCCAUGAGGAUUAUUAGCAGGAGUUUCCAUGGAUCAACUACUGAGCAGACCAUAUUGCAUGAAAUUGAGACCCUGUCAGAGUUACUUGGUUCCACUGAUUCCUUCUUGACGGAUACCUAUAUUGUGGCUACAUAUGAAAAUCCUUCCGUCCCACAUCAAAGGAAUGAAAUUUGGUUCAUUAGUCAUUCUCAGUGAUGUGUUGAUUUCAACUGAUGCAGACAAUCAAAGGUCAUUUGAUUAUACAAAACAAUUCAUAAUCUCAGCAGCUGUCUGUACAAAGCAUAGCUUAAUUUAUGUGACUAUGCUUUGGCUGGGUUGUAUUUUAUAUUUGUACAUAAGUAAAUCUAUGGCUUUUUUGAUUCGCUUAUUGCUUGCCCGUACACCUGCUUAUGAAUUUUCUCGAGUCAGAAACAAAAUGCUGGAGGAAUUCAGCUGGUCAGGCAGCCUCUUUGGGGGGAAAUGGACAGUCAACGUUUUGGGUCGAGACCCUUCAUCUGGACUGAAUUUUUCUGCUUCCCUCUGGGCUGAUGGAAAGAUUGAGUUGGCAAACCAGGCCUCUGUGUUUUGCUUAGUGGGAAGUAAAGUCACCCAGACCGUCUACUGGAAAAUCUAUCUUUUCCUCCCAGAGCAGCCACAGUUUAUUGCAUCUCCUUAUAAUACAUAGGUUGAGGGAUUUAUUCAUAUCAUUUGAUAUCAGUAGCACAUUAUAGAUCUGUUAUGAUAGUAUUCAUACUGGGCCACAUUGACGAAAGUAUAGUUAUAGGUGUGUAUAGGUUCGUUUGUACAGGAUCUCCCAGAAUAAGCAAACUGCUGCUUUCCAUAAAGCACUGUAUUUUUUUGUGAUUUUGCCAAUUUCAAAUAGGUAACCAGAAACCAGAAUGCUGCCCUUCCCUACCUAAUUGCCCCUGAGAAGAUGCUAGUGGUGGUGAGUCACCUUCUUGAAUGACUUCAGUCCUUUCUGGUGAAGGUGGUCCCAUGAUGCUGUUGGAUAGGGAAGUGCAGGAUUUAGAUCCAAUAGUGAUAUAUUUCUAACUCAGGAGGUUAUGUAAUUUGGAAGGGAAGUUGCAGGUACUAGUAUCCCCAUGCAUCAUCUCCUCUGUCUUUUUUAGUGGUAGACAUCCUGGAUUUGGGAUGUGCUGUCAGAGUGAUGUCAAGCUUCAUGAAUGUUGUUGAAGCUGCACACAUGCAGGCAAGUAGACAUUAUUCCAAAAUGCCCUGAUUCCUACCUCAAAGACAGCGGAAGGGCUUUGGGAGUUGCAAGCUGCAUCACUCGCCACAGGAUACUGAGAUUUUAAGCUACUUUAGUUGCCAGAGUUUUUAGGUGGCUGGUCUUGUUGAAUUUUCAGACCAUGAUAAUAACCAAUUGGUGGCACUGAAUGCCAAGAUAAAUUGGGUAGACUCAUUCCUAACUUCAACUCCCCUUUCUCACACUGUCCCCAUUUUUAUCAAUGGAGACACAAAAGACUGCAGAUGCUGGAAUCUGGAGCAACAAACAAUCUGCUGGAGGAACUCAGCAGGUUGGGCAGCAUCUGUGGGAGGAAAGAAAUUGUCCACAUUUCAGGUCAAAACCCUACAUCAGGGCCUGAUUUGUCUGAUUUCUUUCGUUUUGAGACUAUGACCUUGAUUCCGCAGCCAGUGAACAAAAUCUUCUUACCAUUUACCCAGCAAAGGAUCUUAAGAAUUUGAACUGAUCCAAAAUGCCUCACCUUUUUUUUUAUCCUUUGGAAUAUCAGCCUGGUUUACUCAAACUCUCUUGGCAAGUCAAUUUGCUUAUCCCAGGAAUCAGUGUAGUAAUAGAAGACUGCAUUUGGAGAUUCAUAUUGUGAGUUUUCAUUGGUUUGAUGAGACUGUAGUACCAUUAGUUGACAUGUUCUAGCAGAUAUUGUUUUCUUUCUCCACUAUUAUCUCUGUGUGCAAUUUUGCCAAUUAUUAGUUAAUUCACUAACUUUCAGAGAAACAAAAUAAA